This is a messenger RNA of Drosophila novamexicana, 8389 nucleotides long. RefSeq names its product myosin-11-like. The transcript is spliced from 5 exons. The coding region runs from base 88 to 7113 and encodes 2341 amino acids. Lineage: Eukaryota; Metazoa; Arthropoda; Insecta; Diptera; Drosophilidae. The record is from RefSeq and is a predicted model, not a curated record.
UUAUUUCAAGGAGCAACAUCGUAGAAUAAAUUUCAUGUAAAUUCUUAUAUUAGUUGGAAUACAUUUGGAGGCAUAGUCCAUUUAGUCAUGGACAAGGACAGGAAUAAAACGAAUGCCAAUAAGAAUGUAUCGUGUUCUGCUGCACGAUGCAAGAAACCAGAUACCUGCGUCCAUUUGCGCAGCCUUCGCCAGCAGCAAAUUAAAGCGGGCACCUCCACUCAAGUACUCUAUCGUGGGCCCAAUUUUCAGGCACAGCGCAGCGAUGAGGAUAUCUUUUUCGAUUGUCUUAGUAUUGGCGACACUGAUUUUCCCCGGGAGGGUCACAGCUGCAAAAUGUUCGCCAGCUGCAGGACGAUCACUAGCACCAGCCCCACAAUGUGCAGUAAGACCUCUACUAAAAAGGGAACAUCCAGUUGUAAAACAACCUCCACCUGUAAUGCGUCAGCCAGUAGCAAAUUCGAUGAUCCGGUGGUCGUUCGCGAAACCCUUGAGCGUGCUGCAAAUGCCACGCAAAUGCUGCUACGAAACUUUGAGAGGAAUAAGCGGGUGUGUAAACGACCGUGCAGCGCAACUCUGGAGAUAACAGCGCGUCUGUUAACCGAUCCCAAAGAAACCAACUCAAAAUGCCGUCUAGAGGGCAGACCGGUAACCGUUCAAAUGCCACUGCAUUUUGAUCCGAAUACGGGUCAAAUGGUCACAUGCCAGCCACGGCCUAUUGAGAAGGAGACGCCAGGCAGCUCAAAGCAGACGUGCACAGGUUGCCCAGCUCUGAUGUAUAUGCAAGAUGAGCGACGCUAUCCAAUGAACGCUGAUGCCCUCGCCCCCAAAUACCGCACCCAAGACAUACAAACUGACCAGUCCCAUUUGAUAAAUGAAGCUCAAAAGGCUGUCCAAAGGCAGUUCAACGGCAACGAAAUGCCCAGCAAGCCAACGCAGACACAGAAUGCAAGAAAACAGCAGGAUAUGGAGGAGGGUGGCGCUGAACUGGCCAAAACAUCUCAGACGGACACAUCCUAUCUUCACGAUCACUAUGGACGCUCGCUCGGUAAAAACUUUGUUGCGGACAAGCGAUCACAAACGCGUGGCAGUCUUGAUUACUAUAAUAUGGGCAAAAUUCAUUAUCCCACACAAUACAUAUGCCGCAUUGUAGACGAGAAUGAUACACAUCUGCAAGAAAGUGUUCCAACUCUUAACAAUUUUGAUGAGAACCACUCAAAUCGUCAACAUCCAGUCGAUGAAUGUGUUUGUACCGAUAAUGGUGAUUGGAAGCAAAUAAUUAAAGCUAAAAUGCGCACGCAAUAUCAGCAAACAGAAUCUUGUUGCGAGUCAAAAUCACAACCAAGUAUACCAUCCUGUACAGCCGUACAGCCAUCAGAUAAUAAGAACAGUCCACAAAGUUAUAAAUCCAGCAGUUGUCCCUGCGGCUCAAAAUCUAUGCCCAACGUAUCAUCUGCGGAAGGUCAACCGCAACCACCACCGAUUCCGGAUGGUAAGAACAAUACACAAAGUAAUAAAUCCAGCACUUGUCCCUGCGGCUCAAAAUCGUUGUCCAACGUUCCAUCUGUGGAGGAUCAACCGCCGCUUUACGAGGAACCGAAAAUACAACCGCAACCACCACCGUUUCCAUGUUAUUGUGAUUCAGACAAAGCUCAAGGCAAGGACUUUUCUCAACUGAGUGAUGCAUAUUGUUCAAUACCCAGUUGCCAUACCGCUCAGAGCAGUUCCGUAGAUCAACGAACUGACAUUUCCCAACCAAGUAAUACUGCUUAUUGUUCAAUACCCAGUUGCAAUACUGCACAGGGUGGCACCGUUGAUCAAAAUGAUAAGUCUUCCAAAUCUAGAAAUGUUGCCUCUCUUCCAAUGCCCAGUUCCGAAACCGGACAGAGUGGCAUCGAAGAUCAAGCCAUUGAAUUUUCCCAGCCAGGUGAUACUGCCUAUUGUUCAAUACCCAGUUGCCAUACUGCACAGAGUGGUACCGUAGAUCAACGCAAUGACAUUUCCCAACCAAGUAAUACUGCUUAUUGUUCAAUACCCAGUUGCCAUACCGCACAGAGUGGAACCGUUGAUCAAAAUGAUAAAUCUUCCAAAUCAAGAAAUGUUGCCUACUCUCCAAUAUCCAGUACCCAUACCGGACAGAGUGGCAUCGAAGAUCAAGCCUUUUCCCAGCCAGGUGAUACUGCCUAUUGUUCAAUACCCACUUGCCAUACUGCACAGAGUGGUACCGUAGAUCAACGCAAUGACGUAUCCGAACCAAGUAAUAUUGAAUAUUGUUCAAUACCCAGUUGUCAUACCGUAAAGGGUGGCACCGUAGAUCAACGCAACGACGUAUCCGAACCAAGUAAUAUUGCUUAUUGUUCAAUACCCAGUUGUCAUACCGCACAGAGUGGCACCGUAGAUCAACGCAAUAUCAUUUCCCAACCAAGUAAUACUGCAUAUUGUUCAAUACCCAGUUGCUAUACCGUACACUGCGGCACCGUUGAUCAAAAUGACGAGUCUUCCAAAUCAAGAAAUGUUGGUGCAGCAGAUCAACCCACUAGCCCAUCUCAAAAAGCUAAUGCUGCCAACAUUCCAAUGAUCAGUACUCAUACUACACAAGGGGGCACUGCUGAUCAAGGUAAAGCCUUGUUUCAACCAACUAAUGCUGCCUACUGUGCAAUGCCCAGUUGCCAUGCUGUACAGAGUCGCCCCGCAAAUCAAGCUAUUGCUUUGUCCCAAUGCUUAAAUCCAAGUUGCCUUACUGCACAGACCGGAAUUGUGGAUCCAAAUACGACCAGAUUAUGCACUGAUCACGGCUUGCCAUCGUUGCUUUCCGGGGACAGUUGUCCCCGUGGUCAGGACAAUCAGGCUGGAAUUACCGGGGUUUAUUAUAGCCUGGAGUCGGGCCAUAGUUGUUCAAUGCCAUCAAGUGCUAGCCCGCGAGCUGUAAAUCCUUGUAAAUUGCCAAACGCACACAGCCCUGUGCCAAGUUGUUAUUAUUCCUUGCACUCUGAGACUAGUAGAGGAAACGAAAAGGAUAACGCUACGGCAUUUUAUAGCGUGAGAUCUUGCACCAGUCGGCCACUCGAUAACGUAACCACUUUUGAUAGUGUGAAACCUGGAUCGAGUCAUCGGGAUAUCUGUAACUGUGAUCAAACGGACAAUGCCACUAAAUUUUUCAGCGUUGAUUCUGGCAGCACUCGUCUAGUCGAUAAUAGAGGUCAAAAGGAUAACGCCACGACCUUUUUCAGUGCACAAUCGUGCGCCAGUCGUCCGGUCGAUAAUAGUCAAAAGGAUGACGCUACCCGCUUUUUAAGCGUGCAAUCCUGCAGUAGUCGAUUAGUUGAUAAUGUUUGUCAUAAGGAUAACGCCACAACCUAUUUUAGCGCACAGUCCUGCACCGGUCAUCCAGUCGACAAUAGUUCUAAAAAGGAUAACGACACAACUUUUUUAAGCGCACAAUCCUGCACCUGCUCGAAAAAGGAUAAUGCCACUGUGUUUUUUAGCGCACAGUCUUGCACCAGUCGACCAGGCGAUAAUAUUUGUCCAGGAGACGCAUCCACUUUUCUUAGUUUGGAAUCGGGCAUCUGCCGGCCAGCAACCACUCAACCCAAUGUCGAGUUCUAUACAAUCCCCAGUUGUCUCAAUGCGCAAAGCAACUCCGGUGUGUUUGGCACGCAACCCUCUGUGAUUCCUUGGAGUAUGGUUACAGCGAAAAGUGGAAAUCAAAGCGAAAAUACCGACUGGCGAAGCGCGCGCUCUAAAAAUACCGCUGAGCUUGAUCAAACUGGAGUCGAUGUGGCGUGUUCUUGCCUCGCACCCGAUCCAAGUACACGUACCUUCCUCGCAACAGAGCCGAGUAGCAUUGCACCGGCCACUUCAUUGGGACAAGCAUUUUACCAACAAAGACAGAAUAUGCAGGUGUUGAAAGGAGCGAACUUUUUUGAUGGACAAAGCACGACUUAUCAGAGCGCGCGUUCGGAGCCCAGCGAAAGACAUCCUUGUUCCUGCAGCAAAAGUGCACGCUCUGACGUGGGUACUCAACAAGGUGAAAGCUUUUUCGAUGCAGACAGGAGCAAUAUAACGACAUCCAUGAAGAGUCGUCCGGUUGAGCAUGAUGAGAGUAAUGCGGAUGACGCCUCACAGCAUAGUAGUGUCCAUCAGGUAGCCUGCAAUAAAUCUUCUUUGGGCUACGCCGACAAGACCUCGUCACGCUCGCAGUCUGUAAUGGCCAAGGUUACGUGCUUAUGCUCGUCAGAUCAGAGGAUGAAGUUGGGAAUAAUGGGACGCGAGGUUAGGGAAGGACCGCCCUUCACAAAAGUUGAAGAUAGUGGCUUAGAAUGCGCCAUUGUGCCCACUGAUCCUGUGCUUGUGUCAAAAAUGUUUUCGGCAGCCGCUACCAAAGACUUCAGCUGUUGUCAGAGCUGCAAUGUAGCACCGAGCACAAAGGUUGUGUUUAUGAAUCGGACUGACAAGUUUUGUGAUUGCGAUUCUUCAUCUGAGACUUCCAUAGGCGGUACCGCUGUCAAGUGUUUAUCUGAAUUUAAAGAUGUUGAAAGCGGACCCUCGAGUUGCACCUGUGACAAAGAGUCGUCUAGAGGGAUGUCAACUCAUAAAAGGCAAAGUUCGGCUGGCUACAAGUCCUUGGAUCCAUCCGUACUUAACGGUGACCAACAGAUGUCCAUGAAAAGCGCAUUUACCUGUUCGUGCAACCAUCCAAUGUUGAAUGCCGACUAUAAAUCGGCUAAGUCCGCAACUGCACAUUCCAAAUCCUGUCUAACAACCUCGAAAUACGGCGUGUCCAUGCCAAACUUUAGCUUGGCAUCCGAUACCGGGGGUACUAAGUUUUCUGGCCAAUAUCGCGUCAGCCCUGAAGAGGGUGCUAUAGAGCAGGACCGGGAAGAGGUCCAGGUUCAGGAACAAGUCCAGGUGCAGAACCAAGACCGAGUCCAGGGCCCGGCUCAGGACCAGAUCCAGGACCCGGCUCAGGACCAGAUCCAGGGCCCGGGUCAUUACCAGAUCCAGGUCGUGUGCCAGGAUCAGGAUCACGAACAGGACAAUUACUGUGAGUGUGCAUCCGACAGGCAGAUGACGAGUUACAGGAGCUGUAUAUCGAACGAUUGGGGCAAUGCUGGUUCACCAAAGGAACGUAUUAUGAAUAUUUUAAAUUUAUUAAGCGAUUCAAACGAUUGCUGCCUGGAUCGCACGGCCACUAUACAACAACUGUUUCGUGAACUAACCAUGAUGCUUCGUCGAGAGGAAGAGGAUGAUAAAGAGGCGGCUGAACCCUUAUCCUACGAAGAUUGUAUGGCAGCUGUAACGGCAGGCCGACUACCACCAAAAAAACAGCCCAAGUCGAAAGACAAGUUGGAGCGGAUGCAGUGUCUUGAUCAAAUGGAAAAAUAUCUGGAGAAAUGUUUUCCGCUAAAAACGGGUCGGACUAUACAACCGACAGAAAUCGUCGCUUUCGAACGCGAUCCAAAUUUUGAUCCUUAUCGUAAGCCUUAUGAUACCGACACUGAAUCAAAGGAUACGAGCUCUAAGAAUUUCGUCAGCUGCCAUACUGACGUCGAGUUUCAUCCGCCAUUCGCAUCCGAUUCCUAUCGAACGGUCUCUAAAUCUGAAAGCUGGAAAUCCCCAGAUUCCAAAUCGACAAGCAAUAAAUCUUCUGAAUGGAAGACUCCCGAUACUAAAUCUGCCGAUUCGAAAUUGGCAGAUUCGAUCAGCUGGAAAACACCAGAUUCCAAAUCAUCCAAAUCACCAGAUUCUAAAAGGACUACGCCCGUAGGGGGCUCUAAGCGUAACUCGCAAUUGGGAUCUUUAAGUACCGACUCAAGAAGGAAUUCUGCAUCACCUUCUAGCCCAAUAGAUGAAGAGAACAAAGCAACUCCACUGGCAGAUAUGGAUGCAGAUGACUCUGCCGAAGCAACAGCAGCGGCACCUGAGAUCCCUGAAGAGUAUGGCGAAGUUGAUGUCCAAGCCGACGAAGAGCCUCCAGUACUGCCUCCAGAAGAGCCUGAGCCUGACGAAACAACAAACGAACUUACUCCAGCCUCUGGAGCCAAUAAAAAGCCGAGUUGUGUAUGUGGGACUGACGAAGAGCCUACUAAAGUCCCUCCAGAAGAGCCUAAGCCGGACGAAGCAACUAAUGAAAUUACUCCAGAUUCUGGCGACAUUAAAAAGCCAAGCUGUGCAUGUGGGCCUGACAAAGAGUCUGAAGCAGCUGACGAAGCAGUGGAGGAGGAAGCAGAUGAGGCAGCGGACGAAGCAGUGGAUGAAGAAGCGGACGAAGCAGCAAUCGAGGCUGAAGAACUCACUCCAGAUUCUGGUGCCAUUCAAAAGCCGAGCUGUAUAUGUGAUCAGGAUUCGAACGAGGCUGAAGAACUAACUCCAGAUUCUGGUGCCAUUCAAAAGCCGAGCUGUAUAUGUGAUCAGGAUUCAAACGAUAUUUUGAGUCCGCUUACGGAUAGGGAGCGCCUACUAUGCGAAUAUAUGAUGCGUCGCAUGUGCGAAUUGUGUGGGGAUGAGCAAACCGUAGAGGAGGAGGCCACGGAAGGCGUGGAUCGACCGGGUGAGCCCUGUGUUUGCUGUCACUGUCGCGCGCUCACUUGCGACAACCAAUGUAAGACUGUAUCCAAGACCCUGGAUGCCAUCCGAUAUGAUCCCGUUGCCGAAACGAAAUUUUUCAUUGAUUCCAUCAUUUGUGAUUUGCAUGCUAUGAAUCAUGUGAUGAACAAGAAUAAAAUUAAUCCUAAGACGCCCAAGCCGUCGCCUUGUAUGGGCAAUGGGCCAGGAGAAAGUUUUCCUGUAACCAUUACGGAUGUCUCAAGUUUGGGCUGUCGUGCGCUCUAUGUGCGAUGGCAGUUGGAUGACUGCGCCGCCGUUGGUGGAUACGAGAUUUAUGUGGACGGCCAUUUGACGAAUCGUUUUUAUAGUUAUCGGCACGAAUCUGGUGUCGUGGCCAAUGUGGAUGUGACUAAGCGGCAUCAGAUCGUUUUGCGCGCGCAGGCGGUGGGUCAAGAGUUUCCUGGCGAUGAAGUUGGUUGCGGCGAAAAUGCGAUGGUACACGCCCAUCCGGAGAUGCUGGUGGGCGCUAGCCGACCCUGGACACCGAGCGUCUUUUUUUAUGAACCUUAAGUGCGCCCAGUUUGACGCUGACGGCGCACAAAGUGCUAGUCAAAAGUUUCUAUUCCAGUUUUGUCCGUUCUUAAUACCGUUAGUUUCUGUCCCUUUUUCUUUGUGCAUAUAACUCGAUUAUCGACUAUUAUCGAUUAUUGCACCUAGUGUAGAGAUCGAUAUUUGGUCCAACAUGCUUUCCAGCAUAGGAAUUUCAAGAGGACACUUCGAUCGCUUUACAAUGUGCCUUAAAUACAAAAUUGUACUCAUCGAUGUUGCACGUUUUCUUGCGUUUCAAAACGCGGUAUUUACAUACAUACACUAAUAUAUAUUUUUGAAUCUGUUAUAUGAACAAAACUAGAGAUGGGCAAUGCGAACAAAUUGUAGCUUAUGAAAAUUGUCUAAAUCUUGAGAUAAUAGAGAAAAUUGUACUCUGAUUGGCUUGUUUUUUAAUAUUACUAUUAUGUGUCUUAAAAAGUUAUUGUUGACAGCGAUGAAAAGUAACAAAUGCUAAAAGUUUACACCACAAUGAUUCAAAUUAUUGGAAAGUCCCAGUUGCAUUUAUUGAAAUGUAACAGUUUUGUAAAGUUACAAAUACGAAAAAAUCAAUCUGAAAAAGUAUGAGUUUCAAGGAAACCUACAAUAUCUAAUUGUACAAAACCCUGUGGUUUUAAAAAACAGUUUGUUGAAAACUCCCUAGUCACAGUCACAAGAAAUUACAGAGUUGUGAAGUCACAAUUUAAUCAACGUUUGCAAAAAGGGAGUUGUAUUAAAACACAAUAAUGAAAGUGAGAUAAUAAAUAACACUGGAUUGUCAUUGAAUCACACAAAGCUAAUUGUAUAUAAUCCUUAAGAGUUAAUGUUAGAAUAUAAAAAUUGCAACGAUUUACGCUAAAUCACACUGUAAAUGAGCACCCAUAUCAGGCAAAAUUGUCGCAAUAUAAUACAGGAAAUUCAUAUAUUUUAUAUAAGAAUAUUUAUACACCUAUUGAUCUAGCUAUUGACUCAAAAUACUCAAACAAAAUUCUCUGUUAAGUCUCGUCGCCCAUCUCUAUUACAUCUAAGAAGUUACAUACACAUAUGGAUAUGUAGAUGUUUAGUUAGUCUGCCGUUUUAGGCAAGCAUAACUGUUGCAUUGUUAUAAUAACAGUUAAUUAUCUAAUACUAGAUACUUACCACCUGGAACGUAGCAAUUGUGGACCAAGGUUCAUGUUUGAAUAUACGUAGUUUUUACACACUUAUUUAAUGCGCAUUAUUUUUACUGUGAAAUAUACAAUAAAAUUAACAUUUAAAUGCA